AGGCUGUUCAGAUGUCCCAGUAUGACUUCGAUUACUUUGUGAUUGGUGCGGGAAGCGGAGGAGUUCGCACUUCGCGCAUCGCAGCCUCGCAUGGCGCCAAGGUUGCGGUAGCGGAGGAUUCAGCUCUUGGAGGCACCUGCGUUAAUGUGGGAUGCGUUCCCAAGAAGUUGAUGACGUACGGAGCUCACUUCUCACACGACUGCGAAGAUGCUCACGCGUACGGAUGGGACGUACAGAAACCGACAGUGCAGUGGUCGAGAUUCAUCGAGAACAAGAACAAAGAGAUCUUGCGGCUCAACGGAAUCUAUGAGAGGCUGUUGACAAACGCUGGUGUGACCAUCCUCCGUGGAAGGGCCUCUUUUGUGGAUGCGCACACCGUCAAAGUCACGUCAGCAGAAGGAGAGAAGCUUUACACCGCCAAGAUUAUCACGGUAGCGGUCGGAGGCUGGCCCUUCGUCCCAGAGAUCCCCGGACGCGAGCUCGCCAUCACCUCUAACGAGGCCUUCUACCUUCCUGAGCUUCCUAAGCGUGUCUGCAUUGUCGGGGGAGGAUACAUCGCUGUUGAGUUCGCAGGAAUAUUUCAUGGUUAUGGAAGUGACGUCACGCUGCUGUACAGGAGCGAGCUCUGGCUGCGAGGUUUCGACGAUGAUCUCAGGACGCACCUCAAGUCGGAGUACGACAAGCAGGGUAUCAAAGUUUUGUUCAACAUGAACAUCGACAAGCUGGAGAAGACUGGGACCGGCAUCAUGGCCACCUUCACGGAUGGCUCGACGCACGAGUACGACAUCGUUAUGUUCGCAACAGGCAGGAAGCCGAAGACUGUUGGGUUGGGAUGCGAAAAGGCUGGCAUCAACCUUGACGAGAGCGGUGCGAUCAUCGUCGACGAAGCGCUGAAGACUUCUGUCGACAACAUCUAUGCUAUUGGAGAUGUUAUCGACAGAAUUCAGCUGACCCCCGUCGCCCUCGCGGAGGGUCACUGCCUUGCGGACACGCUCUUCGGAGGCAAGCCGAGGAAGACUGACUACUCGGACAUCCCAACCGCCGUCUUCUCCAACCCUCCGCUCGGAACGGUGGGCCCAACGGAGGAAGAGUGCAGGAAGCGAUACGGAGACGUGCACAUCUACAGGACAAGCUUCCGGGGCAUGAAGCAUACUCUCACGCAGAGAGACGAAAAGACUCUCAUGAAGCUCAUCGUCCAUCCUGAGACCGACAAGGUCCUCGCCGUCCACAUGUGCGGAGAUGCUGCUGGGGAAGUCAUCCAGCUGGUAGGAGUAGCGCUCAAGGCGGGGGUGACCAAGGCCCACUUUGACUCCACCAUCGGUGUCCAUCCAACCGCUGCAGAGGAGUUUGUCACGAUGCGCUCGCGGGUUUGA
Guillardia theta CCMP2712 is the source of this 1373-nucleotide messenger RNA. RefSeq lists its product as hypothetical. Gene Ontology annotation, molecular function: NADP binding; flavin adenine dinucleotide binding; glutathione-disulfide reductase (NADPH) activity. Lineage: Eukaryota; Cryptophyceae; Pyrenomonadales; Geminigeraceae. The transcript is spliced from 22 exons. Gene Ontology annotation, cellular component: cytosol; mitochondrion. Gene Ontology annotation, biological process: cell redox homeostasis; cellular response to oxidative stress; glutathione metabolic process. Bases 12 to 1373 code for a protein of 453 amino acids. The record is from RefSeq and is a predicted model, not a curated record.